AGGUGGUAGCGGCCGGAGCGGGUCUCCGGCGGUUGUCCCGGGCGCGGGGCGCAGCCAUGAGCGAGUCCAGUGCCAGUGCGCUCCCGCCCGGCAGGCGCAGCAGGCAGACCUUCAUCCACCCAGAGAACCUCUCUGUGGAUUCCAGUGGCUUUUCUUCUCCACCUGUUAAUUUCCUUCAAGAAUUGCCAAGCUAUCGGUCCAUUGCACGCAGGAGGACAACCAUUCUUUCCCGAGACAAGCAAAGUGGCACUUUGCUGAAGCCAACAGACUCUUACAGCUCCCAGCUGGAGGGAGGAAUCACUGAAAACUUCAAUAGCCAGUCGAUUCGGAAGUAUGCACUGAACAUCUCCGAGAAGCGGAGGCUAAGGAACAUUCAGGAGACCCAAAUGAAGUAUUUAUCUGAGUGGGACCAGUGGAAACGGUACAGCAGCAAGUCUUGGAAGAGGUUCAUAGGGAAGGCUCGUGAGAUGACCACCCACCUGGAGCUGUGGCGGGAGGACAUUCGCAGCAUAGAAGGGAAAUUUGGCACUGGGAUUCAGUCCUAUUUCUCCUUCUUGCGGUUUCUGGUGUUGCUGAAUUUGGUGAUAUUUCUGAUCAUCUUUAUGCUGGUUUUGCUCCCAGUUUUGCUCACCAAAUACAACAUCACCAACAGCACCUUCGUGCUCAUUCCGUCCGAAGACACAGAUGUUCAGUGCACCAUAUAUCCAAUAAGUAGCUCUGGACUCAUAUACUUUUAUAGUUAUGUCAUAGACUUGCUCUCUGGCACGGGUUUCUUGGAGGAGACCUGCCUCUUUUAUGGACAUUACACCAUUGAUGGAGUGAAAUUUCACAACUUCACCUAUGAUCUUCCCCUGGCUUAUUUAUUAAGCACAAUUGCCUACCUGGCCCUGAGCCUUCUUUGGAUAGUAAAAAGGUCGGUGGAAGGAUUCAAAAUCAACCUGAUCCGGAGUGAGGAGCACUUCCAAAGUUACUGCAACAAGAUCUUUGCCGGCUGGGACUUCUGCAUCACCAACCGCAGCAUGGCGGACCUGAAGCACAGUAGCCUGCGGUAUGAGCUCCGAGCAGAUCUCGAGGAAGAAAGAAUUCGGCAAAAGAUAGCAGAAAGGACAUCAGAAGAGACCAUACGGAUUUACUCUCUGAGACUGUUUUUGAACUGUAUUGUUCUGGCCGUUUUAGCCGCAUGCUUUUACGCAAUCUAUAGAGCGACAAUAUUCUCACAAGAGCACAUGAAAAAAGAAAUUGACAAGAUGGUUUUUGGAGAGAACCUUUUGAUAUUGUACCUGCCUUCUAUUGUGAUCACGCUGGCCAAUUUUAUCACCCCAAUGAUCUUUGCCAAGAUCAUCCACUAUGAGGAUUAUUCUCCAGGCUUUGAGAUCCGGCUGACAAUCCUUAGGUGUGUCUUUAUGCGGCUGGCUACCAUCUGUGUGCUGGUGUUCACCCUGGGCUCCAAGAUUACAUCCUGUGAUAACUACUCCUGUGAGCUGUGUGGCUACAACCAGAAACUCUACCCCUGCUGGGAGACCCAGGUUGGGCAGGAAAUGUACAAGCUGAUGAUCUUUGACCUCAUCAUCAUCUUGGCUGUGACGCUUUUUGUGGAUUUUCCCAGAAAGCUCCUGGUGACCUACUGUUCUUCUUGGAAGCUGAUUCAGUGCUGGGGACAACAGGAAUUUGCCAUUCCCGAUAACGUCCUGGGGAUCGUCUAUGGGCAGACCAUUUGCUGGAUUGGAGCUUUUUUCUCACCGCUUCUCCCUGCCAUUGCAACCUUGAAGUUCAUUAUCAUCUUUUAUGUGAAAGAGAUGAGUCUUCUUUAUACCUGCCGACCCUCCCCCAGGCAGUUCAGAGCCUCCAAUUCUAAUUUCUUCUUCUUGUUGGUGUUGUUGAUCGGGUUGUGUUUGGCCAUAAUACCUCUGACAAUCAGCAUGGCACGCAUCCCUUCCUCGAAAGCCUGUGGGCCAUUCACCAACUUCAACACCACGUGGGAGGUGGUCCCCAAGACAGUGAGCACCUUUCCCAGCUCUCUGCAGUCCCUGGUCUAUGGCGUCACAUCGGAAGCCUUCGCAGUGCCUUUCUUCAUGAUCAUCUGCCUCAUCAUGUUUUACUUCAUCGCCCUGGCCGGAGCGCACAAGCGGGUGGUGGUCCAGCUCCGAGAGCAGCUGUCCCUGGAAAGUCGUGACAAGCGUUACCUGAUCCAGAAACUAACAGAAGCCCAGAAGGAUGUGAAGAGCCGAGUGGAUGGGCGAUGAGGAACCUGCUCGUUAAGCUGAUCUUGUGACCAGCCGAGCCUACACAGUCCAGUCCACCUGGGUUUGGAGUGGAACUUGUAAAAUAUAUUUUUCUGGAGUUCAGGUCUUUCCUGAAGGCGGCUCCCUUUGUGUGGGUGCCGUGGCGGUGGUUUUGGUGACCGGCCCCUGUGGAAGGCUCUCGUGACUUAGAAAAAGCAGGCUGGUUUGAACCCAAGUGUUUGCCUAUAUAUAGACCAACAGCUUAGUGACUCUCCCCCAAAACUGACUUAUUAAGCCGUUUAAACUGUCAGGACAAAAACUGAGGAGGAGAGCCCUUUUAUAUUUUUCAAAAAGCUCAUUUGUGUGGUCUUUUAUGGUUCACUGUGGCGGUCACCCGGUUAUGAAGCUGGGCUCGUUCCUUUGCAACCAGGUUCUGGGGGUUUAGGCUGAGAAGUGUUCCUUCAGAAGUAGUAACCCUUUAGACUUAAAAUGAGACCUGAUUUUUUUUUUCCCCGUAAGGAGAAAUCCUCGAAUUGUGGGAUGAUUGGAACAGAGGGUGGCAACAUGGAGAGGAUAGGUAUGCGAUCCCCGCUACCUGGUAGAAAUAAUGAGAGAGAAAAGUCAUUCCUGCUUCAUCAGUAAGCCGUGUCUGAAGAGCCUGGAUGAAGCUUUAGGAAGAGAGGAAUGGCUGCCGGUCGAGGACCUUGACGUGUUAGCUCCCGGGGCAUUUUGCUACAGCCUUCGUGCUCAGGGGGAAACUGCCUCUAUGGUGCUGGGUCUGUCCUGGCCCUGGGUCAUCAAAACUAAGAGGCAAAGUUUGUCUUUCAAGUCUUCCAAAAUGCCAUUUCCCUCUCUGCACUGAGGUCCCCAUCUCUGAAGGACACGACACGCUUUGGAGCCAGGCUGGAAAGGGCAGGUGAGGACGUGCACAGAGGACAGGGUUUAUGUGCAGGAGCGCUGGAGGGCUGCGGGUCGCAGCCUCAGACCAGCCUGUGCCAGUGACCUGGGGUACACUGAAUGCUGGCAUCUUCAAGGCACAUAUCCAUUUUUUAAGGGCUCUUUUAUAUUUUACAAAAUACGCAGAGUAUUGCUUCAGGGUUUCCAUUACAGGAAAAAAAAAAGGUGCAGUAAAUACCUCAUCAUAAGCUUACCCAAAAUUGAUAGCUCUGAACCUUUGAAUAUAAGCCUAAAUUAUUGUUUCACAUAAUCAGUUCUCGUCUUAACGUCUUCAGGAUCUUUUCCAAAGUACUUAGUUUUGUAACAGACUGUGUGAGCCUUGCUUCUGUUGUUUUCCUUCCCUUCACUGGCUCAAAAGCUUUUCCUAGGGAGUAGCCUGGAGUUUAAAGUUGGCACAUGUUUUAGAAAGCUGUUGCUAACAGUAUUUCCCACCAUCACCCCUACCCUCCGUUACUCAAAAAUGAUUGAUUCCUUGCUCCGAGAAGCAAAGCAAGUUUGCCGUGGCACACACAUUUCUGUGUAUUUGCCCCUUUGCCUGAUCAUUUUCCGCCUCUUCCCCAAAGUUAGCAUUAACACUGGAUAUUUAUGUACCUGUGAGACCGAUGAGCUUUUCAAGCUAAUAACUAGUAUCAUGGAAUUUUGAGUAAUCAAAAGUUCACUCUGUCCUCACUUGAAAAAAAUCUAAUUGUUGGCAUUUUUGCCAAGCACACUUAUAGAGAUGUUUUUGCCUUCAUCAUGCUUCUGAGGACAGUCAAGAUGUGUGUGUGUGUGUGUGUGUGUGUAAAUGUGUGAGAUGGAAGCUCCGUUCUUUCCCUGUUCUAAAAUUGAUACGCAUUUAUGCUAAUAUCAUUGUUUUGGUUAAAUGCUGCUGGUUUGCAUACCUCUUACUUGAAUGUUUUUAUAUAUUUUGACAACUUUAAUAACUUCAAGUGAUGUCUGUGUAAUUGUUGAAGUGCAGGUCUAACAAAUGAGCCUUAUAACUACUGAUUAAACAGUAUCUUGAAAGUUUUAAAA
This is a messenger RNA of Neogale vison (American mink), 4193 nucleotides long. RefSeq names its product transmembrane channel like 7 (gene TMC7). Lineage: Eukaryota; Metazoa; Chordata; Mammalia; Carnivora; Mustelidae. The record is from RefSeq and is a predicted model, not a curated record. Gene Ontology annotation, molecular function: mechanosensitive monoatomic ion channel activity. The transcript has 16 exons. Gene Ontology annotation, cellular component: plasma membrane. Bases 57 to 2243 code for a protein of 728 amino acids.